GCGGCGCGGGCGAGGGGAGCGGAGCGGAGCGCGGCGGGGCCCGCACGGCGGCGCUGAGGGGCGCAGAGCCGCGCAGAGCCGAGACGGACGGCCAGAGCAGAGUGCGAGCCGGGGGACCGGGGGCGCCGAGUGAAGUGGCGCGGAGCCCAGGGCAGCUGAGGGGCCCGACACUAUGAGGAGUGCGGCACCGUCGCCGCAGCCGCCACCGCCCCAGUGCCCCGCACCGCCCCCCGCCGGGACGCCGGGCUGCGCCUAGCGGGCCGGGCGGCGGCGCCCCGGCUGCCAGCAGGGGAGCGCGGGAGGGGCGCGGGGACGGCCCCGAGAGCGCCCCGCCACUCCGGCCUGAGCGGGGCCCCGGGCCGGCUGGCCUGUCUAGCCAUGCUGCCCCCGAGGUAGAGCCUGGACGGCGCUAAGGAGCGCGGUGCGGUGCGCAGCCCGCCCUCCCGAGACCGCUGUCCGCCUCGCGCCUGCCUACUCCCUCCAGCCCGGACCCCCCUGAAAUAUGUUCAGGGGCGCUUGGAUGUGGCCCGGGAAAGACGCCGCCGCGCUGACUAUCUGCUGCUGCUGCUGCUGCUGGGCUCCCAGGCAGAGCGACAAACCUUGCGCCGAUUCGGAGCGGGCGCAGCGAUGGCGACUGUCCCUGGCGUCCCUGCUCUUCUUCACCGUGCUGCUCGCUGACCAUCUGUGGCUGUGCGCGGGGGCCCGGCCCCGGGCCAGGGAGCUGAGCAGCGCCAUGCGGCCGCCCUGGGGGGCCGGCCGCGAGCGGCAGCCGGUGCCUCCUCGCGCGGUGCAGCCGCUGCCGCCGCCGUCGCCCGGCGAGCCCAGCGCGUCCUCGGGCACCUGCAGCCCGCGAUACAGCAACCUGACCAAAGCCGCCCCUGCAGCCGGCUCCGGACCGGUCUGCGAAGGCGUCCCAGAGCCCACCGGGCUGGACGCAGCUUGCACCAAAUUGGAAUCUUUGCAGAGACUUUUCGAACCGACCACCCCGGCUCCCCCUCUGCGGCCCCCUGACUCCCCUUCCCGUGCCCCGGAGUUCCCCUCUGAAAAAAAAAACUUGCUCAAAGGCCACUUUCGGAACUUCACUCUCUCCUUUUGUGACACCUACACAGUCUGGGACUUGCUGCUUGGCAUGGACCGCCCCGACAGCCUGGACUGCAGUCUGGACACCCUGCUGGGGGAUCUACUGGCCGUAGUGGCCAGCCCGGGCUCCGGGACCUGGGAGGCAUGUAGCAACUGCAUAGAGGCGUACCAGCGACUGGAUCGACAUGCUCAGGAAAAAUAUGAUGAGUUCGACCUCGUGCUGCAUAAAUACUUGCAGGCAGAAGAGUACUCUAUCCGGUCCUGCACGAAAGGCUGCAAGGCUGUCUACAAGGCCUGGCUGUGCUCAGAAUAUUUCAGUGUGACCCAGCACGAAUGCCAGCACUGGGUGCCCUGCAAGCAAUACUGCCUGGAGGUGCAGACCCGGUGCCCCUUCAUGCUUCCUGACAAUGAAGAAAUGGUGUAUGGAGGCCUCCCUGGUUUUAUCUGCACAGGGUUGAUGGAUACUUCACCAAAGCGGCCAGAAACCAAGUGCUGUGACGUGCAGUGGGUCUCCUGUGAGUCGGAGAAGAAGAAGUUCAAGGACUCUGAGCUCCCUAAAACCCACCACCAGCAAUUCCACCACUCCUAUUUUCACCACUACCACCAACAGUACCACCACUACCAUCCCCGCCAUGAACCCCCAAGCCGCGUCAGCAACAAGCCCUCCCUGCUGCCGGUUUCUGGGGGCUCCCGCCUCAGUCCCAGCAGGAUCCGGCUCUGUGUCCUUGUUCUUAUACUCCUCCAUACCGUAGUGUCCUUCUCCAGCAGCCAGGGUGGUGGGGGACUGGGGCUGGAGACACUGCCUGCCCUAGAGGAGGGGCUGACACAGGAAGAGUGACCCCAGGGAGGGAGGACAAACCUCCACCACACACCGACAUCAGCUCCA
This is a messenger RNA of Apodemus sylvaticus (European woodmouse), 1966 nucleotides long. RefSeq names its product NALCN channel auxiliary factor 2 (gene Nalf2). NCBI's taxonomy places the organism in Eukaryota, Metazoa, Chordata, Mammalia, Rodentia, Muridae. Gene Ontology annotation, biological process: calcium ion import across plasma membrane. Bases 503 to 1918 code for a protein of 471 amino acids. The transcript is spliced from 3 exons. The record is from RefSeq and is a predicted model, not a curated record. Gene Ontology annotation, cellular component: plasma membrane. Gene Ontology annotation, molecular function: stretch-activated, monoatomic cation-selective, calcium channel activity.